Messenger RNA from Pestalotiopsis fici W106-1, 795 nucleotides. RefSeq lists its product as uncharacterized. The record is from RefSeq and is a predicted model, not a curated record. NCBI's taxonomy places the organism in Eukaryota, Fungi, Ascomycota, Sordariomycetes, Amphisphaeriales, Sporocadaceae. Bases 1 to 795 code for a protein of 264 amino acids. The transcript is spliced from 2 exons.
AUGGCCAGCGACUGUACGACAGAAUACACUCUCUACUCUUCCCCUUUCUCCCUCUAUUCCAUGAUGGCCCGUCACACAAUCCAGCUUGGUCCCACAACGCAGGACGCAAAAAGUCCCCCCAAGAUUGACCUCGUGUUCAUCAACCAUCGGAAAAAUGAGGCUUUGAAACAGGAUUAUCUUCUCAAGGUGAAUCCCAAAGGACAGGUCCCCUCAAUGACUGGAGCAAGCCUCAAGAAGUCACUGAAUGACAGCCGCUCCAUCUCCCUUUUCCUUGCUGAAAACCACUAUCCUGCGAUGCUACCGCCGCAACACGGUGCAAUCAUUCGGGGCCUUCUCGAGAGACUCCACGCCGUUCCUGGUCCCUCGUUCUCCAACAAGAACCCGACGGUCGAAAUGAAGCAGCAUAACCCUUCACCCGCGGAAGAGAUUCUCAAGAGGGACGGCGCUAGAGGCCAAAGUUCAAUUCCGGCCAUUGUGGCCCAAGCACACGCCGAUCUGCAUGCUAUUUUUGCAGAGAUCGUAGAACACCGCAAGGAGAGCGAGGCGUUCGGCAACCCGGCUGCAUGGACUUUUGGCGAUCAGGUUGGUCCGACCGUGCUCGACAGUCACCUCCUUCCCUUUGUAUUGCGUUGCAUGGAGGCUGGUUACGAGAGCCUCAUUCCAGAGGAACUCCGGCAUUGGGCUGUACACAAGUCGCAAAGUCCUACAUGGUUCAAAGUCAUGCGCGGCAGGCCAACACAGUGGCAUCCCUCGAUGGGACCUGUGGAGGAUAUGCAGGACAUGAUGGUUUUGUAA